AUGUGGCGACCUACCGUACUUCUUCUUCUGACCAUCGUUGCCUGCAUUACUGCAUUCCCCUCGUCCGGAGGACUCGAUGUAGAUAAACUCGGUGCUGGUGGCAAGAAAUUCUUUAUGGAUAUGACGAAGCAAGUAAUGGGUGUCCCAUCGUUGAAGCCGGAGAACCUCGCCGCUCAGUCCUUCUUCCGUGGAUUCUUGGAUAAAUACACAAAACUCGACGAUAAGGUGAAAAAGGACAUGGAACAGCACGUGCCGACCGCAACGAAAAUUUUCAACCAAGCUGCCAAGAAGUACAACGUCGAUCCGCUCCAAGCGUUCCAAAUGCUGUCCACAUUCUUCGAGAAUUUCAAGAAAGGCGCUAGCGAGCUGGAUCGAUGCCACUUGAAAAGCUGGAUAUUAUUUAACAGAUGUUCUGGAAGAGGAGAACGACCUGAUUUUCCGCCGCAAGAAGCACUGCGCCAGUUUCUGCUGCCAACAAAAAGAAAGUUGGAAUUGCUCCAUCAUGCCACGAAUGGAUGUCUUUCCGAAAGGGUAAUAAAGAGUGCUACGUUGCCCUUCUGCCCAUUAAUUAUUAUGGAAGUAAUGGCUGAGCAGUUGCACAUUGUGCGUAGAAGACCACGCCUAUCGUUCUGUUCUGAGAUUAGCGAUGUCUCAUUCAAAUCAGAGGAGCCAUCCGAGAAAUGCCGCGAAUUCCCGCGUAAUCGAGAGACUCGAGUCUUUUCUGCGCUAUUCAUCUUAGGUUCUCCAACCAACGUUCCGAAUUUCCGCUUCAAGAUUUUAGCGUCGAUUUCAAGUUCGUUCGGUUCGAGAGGUCCCUCUUCUGUUAUUGUGCAGUUUUGA
Necator americanus (New World hookworm) is the source of this 840-nucleotide messenger RNA. RefSeq lists its product as uncharacterized. The record is from RefSeq and is a predicted model, not a curated record. NCBI's taxonomy places the organism in Eukaryota, Metazoa, Nematoda, Chromadorea, Rhabditida, Ancylostomatidae. The coding region runs from base 1 to 840 and encodes 279 amino acids. The transcript is spliced from 9 exons.